AUGAGGAAAAAAGUUACUCCAUCAUCUACUUUUCAUAAUCCAUUUUCUUCUUAUAAUUAUCAUGAUGAUAAUAAUAAUAAGCACACAAAAAUUAACACUGCAAAUUUACAAGGUUCAACAAGAAUAUACAAGUGUGAUUUGUGCAGCAAAAGCUUCAGCUCCGGCAACGCACUCGGUGGCCACAAAUCAUCUCACAAGAAGCAAAAGACACAUCAUGAUGAUGAUAAUGAGAAACCGGAACAUAGUUGUUGUCAGGUUUGCAAGAAGUUUUUUUCAUCUAAUAAGGCUUUAUAUGGACACAUGAGAUCACACAAAAGAGAUGGCAAGAAGGUUAUUCAUCCACCACCAACUAUAUCCUCCUCCUUGGAGCAUAAUAAUGAUGUUGAUGAAGAUCGAUUUCUACUUAGGGCAUCGGUUCUUGACUUAUCAAAUUAUUUCCCACAAGGGUAG
Molecule: messenger RNA, 450 nt
Organism: Trifolium pratense (red clover)
Lineage: Eukaryota; Viridiplantae; Streptophyta; Magnoliopsida; Fabales; Fabaceae
Product: zinc finger protein AZF1-like
Exons: 1
Coding region: 1-450 (149 amino acids)
Source: RefSeq, a predicted model, not a curated record